Molecule: messenger RNA, 539 nt
Organism: Zingiber officinale
Lineage: Eukaryota; Viridiplantae; Streptophyta; Magnoliopsida; Zingiberales; Zingiberaceae
Product: 11 kDa late embryogenesis abundant protein-like
Exons: 1
Coding region: 13-405 (130 amino acids)
Biological process (GO): embryo development ending in seed dormancy
Source: RefSeq, a predicted model, not a curated record
CGAUCGCCCGAAAUGCAAUCGGGGAAGAGAGCGACGGAGUCCGUGAAGGAGGCGGCGGCCGGCAUCGCGGCCUCGGCGCAGGCGGGGAUGGAGAAGACCAAGGCGACCGUGCAGGAGAAGGUGGAGAAGGCGACGGCCCGGACGCCGGCGGAGAAGGCCGCGGCGGAGGCGAAGAAGCGGGAGAAGGUCCGUGAGGCCGAGAUCGUGAAGCAGGAGGCGAUGCGGCGCCACGAAGAGCCGGAGGUGGUGGCGGGGCACCCGAUCGGCGGGCAAGGCGUGGAGGGGGUGGCGGAGUCACUGCCGAUCGGCAGGGCGACGGGGACGGGGCGGCCAUCGGCGGGGCAUAACCCCUUCGUGGGAUCGGAGGAGCCGGUGGCGCGUGGCACGGGCGACCACUACACUUAGAAAUCAAGAGCGCGGAGUAAUUUUGUUAAUGUACCGAUCGUGUUAAUUAGCGAUAAGGACGGUUGGAGUGCGUACUUGCGUUUGAAAAUAAAUGUUUUCUUAAAUAAAUAAACAAAAAAUAAAUGGUUUGUUCC